Molecule: messenger RNA, 1475 nt
Organism: Schistocerca piceifrons (Central American locust)
Lineage: Eukaryota; Metazoa; Arthropoda; Insecta; Orthoptera; Acrididae
Product: syntenin-1-like
Exons: 7
Coding region: 376-1296 (306 amino acids)
Cellular component (GO): cytoplasm; plasma membrane
Molecular function (GO): protein binding
Source: RefSeq, a predicted model, not a curated record
CAAAUUGCGCAUGGCAGAAUAUCUGUAUUAGAGUUCAGCGAACAGUUCACGAUUGGUCACAGAGUAUUAAUAAAACUCUGCAUGUUUCUAUUUAGCCCAUCACUUAAAUUACGUGUGAAUAUUAUGUUGUACAAGCAGCUAUGUAUUUCUCAGUAAAAAUUCUUGCUCUUUUUGUGAUUCAUAGUACAUCCUUCCUUGUUAUCAUAUGACGGUGCGUCACGCGUUUGGAGCUACUUCCUGCUGUUGGCAGCAAACAGCGAAUAUUGUGUUGAGUGCUGCUGAAUAGCUGUCAAGAGCUCAACGAAGUUAAGCUUUAAAUAAACUGUCGUGGAAAGUACAUUCUUACAUCUCUAAUUAGGAUUAAGGGUGCCCAAAAUGUCUUUGUAUCCAUCACUUGAGGAUAUGAAAGUCGAUCAGAUGGCAAGGGCCCAGUAUCAAGCCGUAACAGAAUACGCUCCACCGCCACCAGCUACCACUAUGCCCUUGCCAUACAGUGUGUCCCCAUCUGCACCUGCUUCUUUCGGCACCACACUGUAUCCAACACUAAAUGAAUUCAUGGGAUUGGAAUUGUCUCAAGAAGUAAUUGCACAAAAUAUGCCUGAAUAUGCUAUUGCUGUACCUCCACCGAGAGAAGUAGCUGUUCCAUCUGCAACAGGAGGUCCUCUUUCUGGUAUGAUUGCACCACUGUCAGGUCAGUCGUUGGGUUUAAAAAGAGCACAGGUCACCCAUGGAGUUAGGGAGCUUACAUUGUGCAAGGAUUCAGCAGGAAAAGUGGGAGUCCGUGUCAAAGCAAUUGAUAAAGGAGUUUUUGUGUGCCUAGUAACAAAAGGCUCUCCUGCAGCACUUGCUGGACUUAGAUUUGGUGAUCAGAUUUUGCAGAUAAAUGGUACAAUUGUUGCAGGAUUUUCAAUGGAUCAAGUCCAUGAUCUGUUCCGCAAAAGCCCAGUUAAUGGCAUAUCUGUUGUUGUAAGAGAUAGGCCAUUUGAGCGAACAGUUACUUUGCACAAGGACAGUGUUGGUCGAAUUGGAUUUCAGUUUAAAAAUGGAAAGAUCAUCGCCAUUGUGAAAGAUUCAUCUGCUGCACGCAAUGGACUGCUUAUAGAACAUUAUCUACUGGAAGUCAAUGGACAGAACGUUGUUGGGCUAAAAGAUAAAGAAAUAACUAACUUAAUUGAAGAAGGUGGCCAAGUUGUUACUGUUACAAUAAUGCCAGCCUUUGUAUAUGAGCACAUGGUGAAGAAGAUGUCAACAAGUUUGCUGAAGGGCUCAAUGGACCAUUCAAUUCCAGAUGUCUAAAUACAGGUGACUGUUUUAUAUUGUGUCUUUUGCCAUUACCUCUGUAAUAUUGUGAAAUUCCUUUGAUGUAUUUUUGUGUACUAUAUCAGUGAUAUCUCUGCAUUAAUGGAAACUUGUGUUAUUGCAUGAAAAUAUAUGUAUGCCAAGUUAGUUAUCUGAUUAAAAUACAUUUGUCCUCA